Gorilla gorilla gorilla (western lowland gorilla) is the source of this 3952-nucleotide messenger RNA. RefSeq names its product coronin 2B (gene CORO2B). The transcript has 12 exons. The coding region runs from base 679 to 2121 and encodes 480 amino acids. Gene Ontology annotation, molecular function: actin filament binding. Lineage: Eukaryota; Metazoa; Chordata; Mammalia; Primates; Hominidae. The record is from RefSeq and is a predicted model, not a curated record.
ACGGGCCGACUUUGCGAGCCUCCAGGGGGCGAACCCGACCGCCUUCUUUGCCCACGCAGCGCCUCGGCCGUCCAGCCUGUGACUUCACCAGCGUCCCCGGGCCAGCGGGGCACCCGAGAGCCCGGGGCGCCGCCCGUUCUCCCAGCCGGCAGGUGCCGGGAGCCAGCCUCGCCCAGCCGCGUGGCGUCCGCAGGCCCGAAGGGGUUAAGGCCGCGGACCCGGGCCCCCGUCCCGACUCCGGGAGCAGCGGUGCCCGGCGGCCGGCGAUCGAGCGGGAAGCUCGGGGCACGGCCGCUGGCGGGCUGCGCUUCCUCCUCCUCCUCCCUCCGCCUCCUCCUUUGUAGCGAGUUCCCGGCCCCUCUUCCUCCCCCCGCCCCCCAGCCCGGGCCCUCUCCCUCUCUCCCUUUCUUCCUGCCUCGCCUUCCUGCGGCGAAGGAGGCUCAUCUAUUAUAAAUGCACAUUCGGGGCUGACAUCAGCGACUAGCGGCGGGCGAGCGCCGACGAGCGGUCCCUGCGCGCUGCCCGCCCGGAGCGCAGCCCCUAGGCUCGGCCGAGCCGCCGGCUGGGCGCGGGGAGCGAGCUGGGAGCUGCCGGACCCCCUUCCCGCCGCCGCCCCGGGCCGCCGCCGCCGCCCCCGCACGCCGCGCCCGCGCCCCCGCUCCGCCGCGGAGUUUCUGCAUGACUGUCACAAAGAUGUCCUGGCGUCCGCAAUACCGUAGCUCCAAGUUCCGGAAUGUCUACGGGAAGGUGGCCAACCGGGAGCACUGCUUCGAUGGGAUCCCCAUCACCAAGAAUGUGCAUGACAACCACUUCUGUGCCGUCAACACCCGCUUCCUGGCCAUCGUCACCGAGAGCGCAGGGGGCGGCUCCUUCCUCGUCAUCCCCCUGGAGCAGACAGGCAGGAUUGAACCCAACUACCCCAAGGUCUGCGGCCACCAGGGCAAUGUGCUGGAUAUCAAAUGGAACCCCUUCAUCGACAACAUCAUUGCCUCGUGCUCAGAAGACACAUCGGUGCGGAUCUGGGAGAUCCCCGAGGGCGGGCUGAAGCGGAACAUGACGGAGGCACUCCUGGAGCUGCACGGGCACAGCCGGCGUGUGGGGCUGGUCGAGUGGCACCCCACCACCAACAACAUCCUGUUCAGCGCUGGCUACGACUACAAGGUCCUCAUCUGGAACCUGGAUGUGGGUGAGCCGGUGAAGAUGAUUGACUGCCACACGGACGUGAUCCUCUGCAUGUCCUUCAACACGGACGGCAGCCUGCUCACCACCACGUGCAAGGACAAGAAGCUGCGUGUGAUUGAGCCCCGCUCUGGCCGUGUUCUGCAGGAGGCCAACUGCAAAAACCACAGAGUGAACCGGGUGGUGUUCCUGGGGAACAUGAAGCGGCUCCUCACGACAGGGGUCUCCAGGUGGAACACAAGACAGAUUGCCCUCUGGGACCAGGAGGACCUCUCCAUGCCCCUGAUCGAAGAGGAAAUUGAUGGGCUCUCUGGCCUCCUGUUCCCCUUCUAUGAUGCUGACACCCACAUGCUCUACCUGGCUGGAAAGGGUGAUGGAAACAUCCGGUACUACGAGAUCAGCACUGAGAAGCCCUACCUGAGUUACCUCAUGGAGUUCCGCUCCCCAGCCCCGCAGAAAGGCCUAGGGGUCAUGCCCAAGCACGGGCUGGAUGUGUCAGCCUGCGAGGUGUUCCGCUUCUACAAGCUGGUGACUCUCAAGGGCCUGAUCGAGCCCAUCUCCAUGAUCGUGCCCCGGAGGUCAGAUUCCUACCAGGAAGACAUUUACCCAAUGACACCAGGCACGGAGCCAGCACUGACCCCGGAUGAAUGGCUGGGAGGCAUCAACCGAGAUCCCGUGCUGAUGUCUUUGAAAGAAGGCUAUAAGAAGUCCUCAAAAAUGGUAUUUAAGGCUCCCAUCAAAGAAAAGAAGAGUGUUGUGGUCAACGGAAUAGAUUUAUUAGAAAAUGUCCCACCCAGGACAGAGAAUGAGCUCCUUCGAAUGUUCUUCCGGCAGCAGGAUGAGAUUCGACGGUUGAAAGAGGAGCUGGCCCAGAAGGACAUCCGCAUUCGGCAGCUCCAGCUGGAACUGAAAAACUUGCGCAACAGCCCCAAGAACUGUUAGCUCCCCAGCUGGGCUGUUUUCUAAGCCGAUCUCUCCGUCGUUUCUACUCGUCCCUUAACUUCUCCCUUACCAGUGACCCCAGAGACAGAGCCAGGACAGGAGUGGGGGCCAGCCUGAGGACCCCCGCCUACCACCUCGAGAACUGGAAGCCAACCUCUAACCUCCUGAUCUCAUGCUAAUAAAAGUCCCCAGCUUCUGGAGACCCCCCGCUGGCAGCCCCUUUCCCUGCCACCCCAGGAGCCAGGCUUCCCCUCAGCUGGGUGAAGACUACAGACUCCCUGGGGUUGGCAGGGGCUCCGUCUCAGUGGACCAGGAAGCAAGGGGGGAAGCGGGAUCCCAGCUAGACUUAGAACUUGGACUUUUCCCCUGUGAAGGGGGCUGCCAGGACAUCUCAGCACUCCCGCCUGGAGCUCUCAGCAUCACUGAAGGUACCACAAUGUAAGUGCUGGACUGCAGGCUGCAGUGAUCCCUCUUUUGUCCCACCCCCUCUUCCCUCAGCAGCCCCGGAAGCCUGCCUCACCCGACGAGGACAGCGAGCGGCUCGGCUCCUUUCUGUCUCUUCCCUUCCCACCCUCUUGUCUUCAGGGAAUUCAGAGGAUUGCUCUCCAAGGCCAUAAUGACCCCUUGCCUUCCCCAUGAUUCUCUUCAAAGCUCUUGCACACCCUUUUCCCAUUCAAUUUGUGAGCCAGGCAGGGUAGGGAUUAGUGUCCCCAUUUGACAAAUGACAGAACUGAGGGUUGCAAUGGGGAAAUGACUUAUAAAGUCACCCAGCAGGUCAACAAUGGGCCCAGCACCAAGACCCUGGGUAUUCAGACCCCAAGGCCAGGGCCUUUCCCGCUGCAUCAAGAUGCCAGUCCCUUUGUGGGCUUCACCAGUGCCCAAGUCUCUAUGGAGAAUGAGAACUGGAAGCCACUGCUACCGUCUACCCAGCACCAGUAGUGCCGAUGUGCCACACUGCCCAGUUGAGGCCCCUCACGCUCUGUGCCCCUAGAUCCUUCAGGUCCCCACCCUCAGCUGUCACCACCACCCUCCCCAGGGGACUCCAUCUGAGAUGAGGCCUCGUCCUCCUGGAAGCUGAGGCUGAGAAGGGUGGAGCUUGGCCCUGGGGAAGGCAGACCAGGGUCUGAUGGCUUCUAGGGAUGCUCUGCGUGUGUCUCAGCACCGCUAUCUCAGCCACUUUCAGCCUUAUGCACGUAGAAUGACCACAGCCACUCGCAUCCGUAUAGCACUUUAAAGUUUCUGCAGUCCUUUGACACAUAGGAUCUCAUUGAGCCUCACGUCUACUCCCUUCUGCAGAUGAGGAAACCGAGAGAAGUGGCCCAAGGUCACGCAACUCUGAGAUGCCACAUUUCAUUUGAUCUUGUACACAUUUUCUUUUAUUCCUUCUUUUUUCCUCCUUUCAUUUCCCACUACGCACAAAGAGUUUAUAAACACUGUUCUCAGAAGAGUCACAGUUUGGGGUGAGAUCUGGAAAUCAAGAAAUGGGUGUCCACUCUUUUCUUUCAUUAGCUAGGAUCUACUAGAUGCAUUAUACUCCAUACCUGCUUUUCCCAUGGCCGCCCUACGGAAAAUCCCAUCCACAGAGGCCAGGGCUACCCAAGCCCCUCCAGGUGAGCUGGGCCUCUCCUCUACGAACCUCCAUCCUCCCAGCCAGCUACAGUAGGGCCUCCUCACCCCGUACCCGACAGCUAGACAGUGUCAGCACUCAUCUCCUCCUCCCAUAUUUCUGGAGCUUUUUUUUUUCUUCCCCAUUGACCUUUGUGGUCUUCUGUGAUUAUUUAUGCUGCCUCCCAAGGAUAGAAUUGAAAUAAAAUGUUUUCAACUUAUCAAA